CACUGGUUCAUCCUAUGGAAUAGAUAACUCCUAUCUAUUUUAGGUCACAUGGUCAAAGGCCAAGGGUCAGUCCAUUCUGGAGAUAGAAGAUAUUGUCCACUCAACAUCUUGACUUGCAUUAGUUUGGUACUAUUAUCAAUUAAAUGAUGCAUGUGUAUAACCAUUUACAAUUUUGCACCACGUUGGGAGUGGGGGUAUUGUUGUAUUUUUGUAUUGUUUUACAAACAUUUCUUGUUUUCUUUAUUGUUUUGAUGGUAGCAUUUUAUGACUAGUUGAUGAAUAAACUCAAAAUAUGCACAGAUAGUCAGUACAGUAAAAACAGCGAUGUUUCUUACAGAUGUCAACUGCAUAGUCAUUGUAACAUAUUGACUAAAGUUUAAGCUCAAGGAAUUGAUUUGCUAAACUUUUUUGUAAAACCAUUAUGGUACUUAUUUGAUAAUGUGGUUUUCUGUUGUGAUAUACAGUACUAUAUGACUACAUAAUGAUUUUCUUCCAAUUCUUAGCAUUUGUACAUUAUGGAUUGUUUAGCACAAUCAUCAGUUAGCAAUUACUCUUUACAUCCAUGUUGGAUAUGUACAUGUAAUUUAAAUGGCAGUGGUCAUGACUAGUCAAAUUUAGUCACCUUACACAGUUAUGAUGCAUUAAGUAUAAAUCCUGCUAAAAGAAGUGUGCAUAUGCAAACUCACACACAUGAUGUUCGUCAUCCUUGAUUACUACUAUCUUGCUCCUUCAAGAUUACCUAUUCCAGUUGACAAUGAAGAGCGAGUCGACUCUCAGGUCCUUCAGGCCUUUGAUUUUAUGGAAAGACCUUUCAUUUCAUACUUUGAUAUAUGACCUUUUGAUCUUGACCUAUAUAGAACAGCAAGGUCAUGUUGGUCAUAAUGAUAUUUAGCCAUCCCCAAUUGUAACAGAAAUCUUUUUUAACACUGGCCAUUUGGGCCUCUGUAUCUGGACUGUUUACUAAAUUAGCUGGCCCAAAUCAGACAGAAAGAAUAAUUUUUUUUCAGUUUUGAAAAGAAAUUUGAAGAAAAAGAGUUAAAAAGUACAAUUUGACCUACUUAUAGGUUUAGUAAAAAUUAGUUCAAGGGUGUUAAAAACACUAUCUUUAUUGAUUCUGAUUAAAAUUAUUUCUCCAUUUCAAUGCAUGGAUAUAUAAUCUUAUUAUAAUAUGAUAUAACUGAAAGGCAGUGACAUGAUGAAAAACACAGGCCUGAUGGUCUUGUAUAUGUAAUACUUUUACAAGCCCAACCCCAAUUUAAGUGGACUUGGACUUCAGGCCAUGACUAAUAUUCAAAGACUGGAUUCCCAUGUUGUGUGAAUUCAAGUUUGAUUAUAUCGUGAUCCUUAUUGGUCCUCAGUACACAACUUCUGAGAUUCGAGAUAUCAGCUCUUCUGUGAUGGAGCACGAGUGAUAUUUUAAUCAAAGAAAAAUGAUUGUGGGAUGUUACAGAAGGUUGUGUAAAUGCCACCAGGACAGCUCUUCAAACUAUGCUCCUUCUAACACACCCAAUGCUAUGACAGCCGAUGGCAAUGGUGACAAGGAUGCUAUACUCAGACUCUGUGGUGACCUUUAUGAUCAAGAUGCAUCAAGGCUUCAGCUGAAAGUCAUUCGAUUUUUGGAGGAGCAGACCAGUGCAGAAUGUGCUUUUCUACUGCUUGUUGUCCCAGAGACACAAGACUUGUUUUGUCAAGUUAUAGGAGGACUUGUUCUAGAGGAAGAAGUCAAGUUUCCAGGCCAAAACAGUGUUUUUAGUUUGCCUUUAGAAUCGAAGAAACCUAUGAAAUUAGAAGAUGUACCAUUGGAUAAGAGGAAAGACAUAGAAAAUUUGGUAGGAGUGAAAUUAAAGUCCAUGUUAUGUGUUCCAGUAUCUAGCAGAAACAAUGAGGGUUUAAUAGCUUUAGCUUGUGUUGUGAAUAAAAAAGAGGCUGAAAAUUUUACAAAUGAUGACCUGCAGGCCAUUCUUCAGUGUUUCCAGUACACAUCGACAGUCUUAACAAGCACUCUAGCAUUUCAAAAUGAACGAAAGCUCAAACUUCACACUCAGGCUAUGCUACAAGUGGCCAGAAAUCUAUUCACUCAUUUAGGUGAGUUUACUGUGAGACACAGUGAGGAACUAGCUAGCUUUAAUUAUCUGGCAUAUUUUCUGGAAAAGUAUAAAGAACAAGUUUCAAUCCCAAAUAAAGUGAAAGGGCAAAGCAAGCACAAAAAUAGCAAUGGUUCUGCAAAAGCAUGUAAAUCAUUACCAUUAGCAGAUCAUAGAAAAAUUCAUGUAAAUACAUGUAAAAGUUCAUUAAACCCAAUGUCGGGAUCUUUGACAUAUUUUGCAAGCCAGUUCAUAACUGCUCCGAGAGAAAUUGUAGGCUCUCCAAAUUCUGAGCGUUCUCUCUCAGUUUCCUAUCAAAAAUCAAAUGCAAAAAGAAGAUACUUCAGUUCUGUUUAUACUGAAAAGGAAGAUUUUGACCUUUGUGCUAGAAAUGAAGAAUUUUCCCAGAGUUUGAAGAACAGAAUGGAAAACUCACAAUUACAUUCAGAUUGUAUUGACUCUGGUGAAAAAGAAAUAUCUGAAAAUGAGAAAAACCACUAUGAAGACAACGGUGAGGUCAUCCAAUCAGAUUUCAGAGGAAGUUUGAAUGGUGUGUGCAAUUCUUCAAGUUUUACAAAAACAGGAAGAACUGCAAAAUGUAAAAAGGGAAGCAAUGAAAAUGAUUCCUUCAUUGAUAACGAAUUCAUACAGCCUAAGGUGGACUUCUCCAUUAUUCCAUUACAACAGGAAUUGACCUUUAAAGAUCCUGAAUUAUUUGAGCAGAGAAAGAAAAACGAUCAAAAAGAAGGAAGAAAUGAAGUAGAGAUAAUGGACAGGAUUCAAGAACCAGUGAAAAAACUAUCACCAAAAACUGAUUACAUUGCCGCUGGGAAUGAUUCAUUGUUGAAUACCGUUAAACAUACCUCAACUGUUUCUGCCUCAAAUGCUAUGAGUGAAAGCAAAACAUUUACAGCUGAGGGUGAACAAUGUAGGGUUUGUGUGGAAAUUGAUGAUUUUAAAACUUGUGGUGAAUUGCAGCCAAAUGAAGAGGCACAACUUGCAACUUCUGGUAGCAGAUCUGAAAUGGAUGAAUCUUUCACUGAAGAGAGUUUGUUGGUCAAAUCUAGUUGUAAAUCAGGCAAUACUGGGUCUGGUUUGUCCUCUGCAUUUCAGUCAGAAGUUCUCAAGUUGGAAAACAAAUUUGAGAGACAUGAAAUAAGCAUCUCUGACCAAGUUUCAUAUAAAGAAGCUGUUACUAAAUUAGGUGGUGACAGUGAAUGCAGUGACUCGUGUCUGCCAGCUGUGUCACGGUUGCACAUUGCUGUGACAAAAGAUGAUGACUUUAAAGAAGGCAAUGAAAUGAGACAAAGUGGAAGUACAGAUAAAGGCAGUAUAUUCAUGAAUACCACUACACUUAAUGUUCCACCAGAAGAAAUGUCUCAAAAAUCUUUUCAUACUGCAGAAGAUGAUGCCAUGGAUAAUACAUCUGUGGGUUCACAAGGCGAUUUGGAACAAGAGUUUGACAUGGAUGAGAAGGAUGAAAAAUCAGAGGUGUUUUAUGAUACCCUUACUGAUAGAAGUAUUUUCAGCAGUAGUUCAGAACAGGGAAUGUGCAGAAGUAUAAAGGAGUCAACUCUUGAGUUAAAAUGGAGAGAGGUAAAGCUCUCGCACAGUGAACCAGCCAUAUCCAAUGUGAAAAAUGCCUUGACAGACUCGCAGUCACAAUUUAAAGACAGCAAACAUUGUUUAAAUUAUGCCUUCAUUGAAGAUGUGGAGCCCUUCAUAGAUCCACUCAUAAUUUCCUCCAACAAUCAGGAUUCUGUUGUCAGGGAUGUUGGUUUAAUAUGUUCCAGAUCUUCAAUUCCAGGAACGGAUAUAAAGAUUAUUGUAGAGGAUACUACUUCUUGUGAGACAAACAGCUUUUCACAUCAAAGAGUGCCAAAUAUUUCAACCUACUCCUCAGCUGAUAAGUGCUCUGAGAGGAGUUCAGGUUGUAGCUCAGACAAGCAUGACAAAGAUUUGGAGUAUAUCAAACACCUACAGCCUCCUGCCACAGAUGUUUGCAUUAUUACCAAGUAUGAUCUGACCAAACUUCUUAGAGAAAUUAUGCAAGAGGCAAGGAAUCUUACGCAGGCUGAAAGAUGUUCUGUAUUUUUGAUUGACAAAGAGACAAAAGAACUUGUGGCAGAGGUGUUUGAUGGGAUAUCUACCAACAGCAAAGAGGAGCAUAAUGAAAUCAGAAUGCCUAUAACUCAGGGAAUAGCAGGACAUGUUGCUACUACAGGCAAUUUGCUGAACAUCAAAGAUGCUUACUCCCACCCAAUGUUCUACAGAGGCAUAGAUGAUUCUACAGGAUUUAGAACAAGAAAUAUACUAUGCUUUCCAAUAAAGAAUGAAAAAGGGGAUGUCCUUGGUGUGGCCCAGCUCUGUAACAAGAAAACAGGACAGCACUUCACUGCGUUUGAUGAGGAUCUAGCCUCGGCAUUUGCUGUAUACUGCUGUAUAAGUAUUAGCCAUUGUCUUAUGUACAAGAAGCUUCAAGAUUCACAACACAGAAAUAGAUUAGCAAAUGAACUAAUGAUAUUUCAUAUGCAGAUUUCUCCUGAUGAUGUGGAAAAACUGCUCCUAAAUGACAUUCCCUCUGUGGCUAUUUGGGGAGUGGAAUUUGACAAAUUCUCAUUUCCUCCAAGGGAAAUUCCUGAUCUAGAGACACCAAUGUGUGUCUUGGCCAUGUUUGAAGAUCUUGGAUUUACAUCUAGGUGGAGGAUAAGAAAAGAUACUUUAGUUCGAUUUGUACUAAUGGUGAAGAAAGGCUACAGAAACCCCCCUUAUCAUAACUGGACACAUGCCUUUGCUGUGGCACAUUUCUGUUAUCUGUGCAUCACAAACCUGAAACUACAUCAGUGUUUAGAUGAUAUAGAGCUGUUUGCAUUAUUUGUGUCGUGCUUGUGUCAUGAUUUGGAUCAUCGGGGUACAAAUAAUCAGUAUCAGGUGGCUUCAAAAUCAGUGUUGGCUGCUCUGUAUAGCUCAGAAGGAUCUGUAAUGGAGAGACACCAUUUUGCACAAACAAUGUGUAUAGUAAACACUGAGGGCUGUAACAUAUUUGAGAACUUGAGUAGCAAGGAUUACACAACAGUGUUGGAUCUUGUCAGGGACAUCAUCCUCGCUACAGACCUUGCACACCAUCUGAAGAUUAUGAAUAGUCUCAAAGAGAUGGCUAAAGAUGGCUAUGACAGUAAAAAUGAGCGGCACCACUCCUUGUUGCUGUGUUUGCUGAUGACUGCCUCAGAUUUGUCUGACCAAACCAAACCCUGGGACAAUACCAAACAUGUAGCUGCAUUGAUAUAUAGAGAGUUUUUCUCCCAAGGAGAUAUGGAAAAAUCCCUGGGCCAGAAACCUUCUGAGAUGAUGGACAGAGAAAGAGCCAGGAUUCCAGAUCUACAGAUUGGAUUCUUGGAUCACAUUGCUCUCCCUGUAUACAAAGUAUUGGGAGAUUUAUUUCCUGCUGCUGGGAUUGUAAGAGACAUUGUGGUUGAUAAUCGCAGGCACUGGGAAAAGAUCUGUGCUCUGAUUAAGAUCCGAAGAGGAGGAAGCUGUGAACAGAUGAGCUAUGACCAGAUUCUGGCUAUGGAGGAAGAAGAAGCCAAUGCAGAAAUAGAGAAUUAUAAUUUACAGAACCAGAAACAGAAUGGGCGGUGACAGCAAUGACAGACUAUUGACAGUUUGAAAUUACUCUGUCAGAAAGCACACCAUUUAUUACUGCAGAACAUUUUAUACUACCAAGGGAAAUGUCUUGUUAGAUGAUACAAACUGUAAUUAAAACAUGUCAAAUCUCUUCAAACAAAUGACAGAUUAGAUAAAUUAUUUCAUCAUGUCUUAAAGGUUUUGACCUUGAUAAAAAAAAAAUCAUGUGAAUUAAUGCAUGUAUAGCAGAAUGUUGAUAAUUUUGUCUUAUGAGUAAAUUAUUUUAAGCACCUUAGCUAAAAAGAAAUCAAUUUGUUAGCAAAAUAGAAAUGUUCUGGCAGAUAAUUCAAAGUGAUAGUAAAAAACAUAUCAACAGAUUAGUUAGCUGUGAAUUGACAGGUAAUGAAAGCAAGACUUAAGAAUUCACUGUUAAUCAUAUCAAGUACCACAAUCUUCAAAGUCCAUUUUUUUCCCCUAUUUUUAAUUUUCUGUAUUUGCAAUAUUCUUUGAAAUGGUACAUUCAAAGUUUGAAAUAUCAAACUUUAAAUCUGUUGUCAAAAUUUCAUCACAGAUUUGUUAUUGUUAUGUUUUUAUAUAAGCUCACCAAAUGAUUAGUUUUGUUGUUAUAUUUUUUUUAUUAUUGAAUUUUCACUAUUAUAAUCCAGGUAUAAUUCACUGAAAACAAAACCAAAAUAAUGUGAAUUAAAUAUUGUGAAUACCUGUACAAGUUUGCUAAAGCAUAGUGUUAUGUAAUUAGAUUUUUAAGUAACGAAACAACAACCAACACUGAGGGGAAUAUCUCUUGCUACGCAACCACCAUUAACAUAAAAACCAAUGAUAUCAAGCAUUUGGUCAUCAAUUUCUAGUAUUAAGCAUGGAUUCUAGAGUACAUGUUUCCUGUGUUGAUUUUACAAGUUAACCACCAAACCUUUUGAGGGGUAAAUUUAUUGUUUUUUUGUGUUAUUUAUCUUGUGUAUUGUUUUAUUUAAAUCCAUUUUUUGUUGUUUUCCUGUUAUAAUUUUAUAAUUAUAUUUUAAAGACUACCAAUAUAGUUGCAAAGCACUUUGUGCUUCUGGCAUUAAAACGGAUUUUUAUUUUUAUCUCUCUUACAUAAUAAUCAAAGAACUCUCAUUCAAACAAUAAAUGUUUAGAGUUAUAUCUCUUAUGAACCCUCAAUAUUUCAUCAUUAUACAUAUAGUUUAUGAAUGAUAUAUAUUAUACGGUACUUGUAAUUUAGUGGAUGGAUAUUUUUAGAAUCAAAGGGAAAUUUAAAGGAUUUAUUAAAAAUGGUGCAAGUAUUUGCUCUAAUGCAAAAGUAAUAUAUACUUGUAUGUAUCUUUCUACUCAAGAUAUCUGUAGUAAGAAAAUGAAAUAAACUAUGUAUGCUAUUUAUUUUUUCAAAAUAUUUUAAGAUUACUUCAGAUAUUACAUGUAUGUAUGAAAAUAUUAAUGACAUUUUAUGAUAUUUAUAGUUUAACAAGGAAGAAAUUUUAAACGAAUUUAUAGGAAACACGUGUAUUGAUAUUAUGGAGUGUUUAUAUUUGUGUUUUUUAAAUAUAUUUAAUACUCUUAAAUGCUUGCUGAAAUCCCUUUAUAAGUCUUCUGUUUUUAUGGAGACUAGUAUCUGUGUCAAUUUUGCUGCUGUGAAUGACAUUUAACUUUACAUGCAUAAAUUGUAAGAUUCUCAUUUGCAUGAAGUACCCUAUUUUGUAUAUAUAAAUUUUGCUUUUCAAACUCUCCAUUUUUGUAAUUGAUGAUUGAGUUCUUAGUAUGUUGAGUUCUUGUACGUUAUUUUUAAGGGAAUGUUUCUCUUCCUGAUGUUACUUAUUAAAAUUUUAAAUACCUAGUGAAA
This is a messenger RNA of Ostrea edulis (European flat oyster), 7560 nucleotides long. RefSeq names its product cGMP-dependent 3',5'-cyclic phosphodiesterase-like. The record is from RefSeq and is a predicted model, not a curated record. NCBI's taxonomy places the organism in Eukaryota, Metazoa, Mollusca, Bivalvia, Ostreida, Ostreidae. The transcript has 26 exons. Gene Ontology annotation, molecular function: protein homodimerization activity; 3',5'-cGMP-stimulated cyclic-nucleotide phosphodiesterase activity; 3',5'-cyclic-GMP phosphodiesterase activity. Bases 1431 to 5723 code for a protein of 1430 amino acids. Gene Ontology annotation, cellular component: mitochondrial inner membrane; synaptic membrane; mitochondrial matrix. Gene Ontology annotation, biological process: regulation of mitochondrion organization; negative regulation of receptor guanylyl cyclase signaling pathway; positive regulation of gene expression.